Messenger RNA from Gastrolobium bilobum, 969 nucleotides. RefSeq lists its product as uncharacterized. The record is from RefSeq and is a predicted model, not a curated record. The transcript is spliced from 2 exons. Lineage: Eukaryota; Viridiplantae; Streptophyta; Magnoliopsida; Fabales; Fabaceae. Bases 1 to 969 code for a protein of 322 amino acids.
AUGGCUAUCACAACUAGAAGUGGUAAAGUGGUAGCAGCUCCAGGAAAGCCAAACACAAAUAUGGAAGCUGAUGAGAAGAUUAAGGAGGUUAAGGAGCCAGAAAAAGAAGUGGUAAUUCCUUCUGAUGUGGAGAAACAUGUUCAGAAAGUUGAAGAAGAAGAGCCACCUAUAGUUGCUGAAAAAAAGAAAUUUGAGUUGAAUCCUGAAUAUGAAUGCCAGACAACAACACUCACUGAGGAGUGUAGUGCCAUAAUACAGAAGAAGUUUCCACCCAAGCUUAGUGAUCUAAGGAGCUUCAAUAUUCAAAUUGCUAUUGGUAAUACUGAUGUCGGCAGAGCAUUGUGUGAUCUUGGGGCAAGUAUUAAUCUGAUGUCGUUAUCUGUUUGUAAAUCUCUGGGAAUUACUGAAUUAAAACCCACCAUAGUUUCUCUUCAACUUACUGAUAGAUCUUUGAGGAGACCGAGUGGAAUUAUUGAAGAUGUUCUUGUUAAAGUGGAUAAGUACAUCUUCCCAGCAGAUUUUGCGGUGUUGGAUAUGGAAGAGGGUACUGAAAUGCCUCUGUUAUUGGGUAGACCUUUCUUGGCUACUGUUCGAGCCAUGAUUGAUGUUGAAAAUGGCAAGCUUGAGUUGAGGAUGAAUGAUGAGACUAUCACCAACAACGUCUUUGACUCCAUGAAACAAUCUUCUGACAAAGGCGACUAUUUUAGACUUGAUAUUCUAGAGCAGGUGGUGGAAGAAGAAAUAUCUUCUAGUCAAAAGUCUGAAGAAGAACUUGGAGUGCAUGAAAUGGUUCCUUUUAAGGAAGAAAAUCAUGAGGUAUUUGAAGUUCUUGAGAAGAAAGAUUCUGACAAGGAAGAUGGUGCCCCAAAGGUGGAGUUGAAGGAGCUUAUGGAAACUCUUAAAUACAUCUUCUUGGGUGAAGAGGAGACUUACCCUGUUAUUAUUAACAAGGGAUCGUCUUUUGAGUAA